CUGAAACACUCUAUACCGAAUCCAAGUUCUGUAUUUCCUUCUCUUUUCCAAUUGUUUGAGCGUGAAUUUUUGCAUUAAUGAAGUCUGAAACCUAUGAUAAGGGGAUAUCUGUUGAUGACUGGAAAAUACUGGUAAAGUGGUAAUAGGCAAAGAAGUGAAGAAUCACAAUUGGUUUGGAGGCCCAUCGCAUUGAGGCAAGUAGAAAAUUGACCCGCCCAAGUGGAGAUUCAAGUCGGGUACCGAACGUGCGACUAUAAAGGGAAUGAACGUGGACACCCCACGCUUUCUUCACGGCAACAGAAGAAUAAUCAAAUUUCUCAGAUCUAUCCGACGUCGUCGCAGAUCCACCAACCGUUAUGGCUGCCUUCAGCGGUGAUGAAACGGCUCCGUUUUUCGGCUUCCUUGGAGCCGCAGCUGCCCUCGUCUUCUCCUGUAUGGGAGCUGCCUAUGGCACAGCAAAGAGUGGUGUGGGCGUGGCUUCCAUGGGUGUGAUGAGACCUGAGCUGGUGAUGAAGUCUAUUGUCCCUGUUGUCAUGGCUGGAGUUUUGGGUAUUUAUGGCCUUAUUAUUGCUGUUAUUAUCAGUACCGGUAUUAAUCCAAAGGCCAAAUCUUAUUACCUCUUUGAUGGUUAUGCACAUCUCUCCUCUGGUCUUGCCUGUGGCUUGGCUGGCCUUUCUGCUGGCAUGGCUAUUGGUAUUGUCGGUGAUGCUGGUGUUAGAGCCAAUGCACAGCAGCCAAAACUUUUUGUUGGAAUGAUUCUCAUCCUCAUUUUUGCUGAAGCUCUUGCCCUUUAUGGUCUAAUCGUUGGUAUUAUCCUGUCUUCUCGUGCUGGCCAGUCUAGAGCUGACUAAGAAAGGAGUUGUGCUGCAAAAUAUUCUUUGACCACCCAUCUGUUUUAACCUCUUUUUAGAGGGGGUGAGGGAGGUAAUUAUUAGUUUUUCCGAGCUUAGCAAUGUUCAGGCAGCAUUUUCAGGCUUUAGCAAUUGUGUGAAAGUUCAAUUUACCAUUUGUGGUGUUUGUUUGUGUAAUUAGGUUUAUGUUUACUUAAUAAAGCUUCUUAAGCUUCCUCUUUUUGUUUUUUUACUUUAUUGAUUGUAUUUUGCCAUAUCUUCUGACCUUUAUAUAUAUUUUUUGGGCUGCUGAAACUGGUGCAUGUAAUGAUUUGAUUUGGCUAGCAAUGCAACGUAUUUCAUGGGUCUUUCCAUGUUGGAUGUUGGUAA
Glycine soja is the source of this 1220-nucleotide messenger RNA. RefSeq names its product V-type proton ATPase 16 kDa proteolipid subunit. Gene Ontology annotation, biological process: proton transmembrane transport. Gene Ontology annotation, cellular component: proton-transporting V-type ATPase, V0 domain. The record is from RefSeq and is a predicted model, not a curated record. The transcript is spliced from 3 exons. Gene Ontology annotation, molecular function: proton-transporting ATPase activity, rotational mechanism. The coding region runs from base 357 to 851 and encodes 164 amino acids. Lineage: Eukaryota; Viridiplantae; Streptophyta; Magnoliopsida; Fabales; Fabaceae.